Molecule: messenger RNA, 1260 nt
Organism: Rotaria sordida
Lineage: Eukaryota; Metazoa; Rotifera; Eurotatoria; Philodinida; Philodinidae
Source: the annotation of a GenBank genome assembly
AUGAUCAAACAAAUACGUCGUCAAACUUUCUCGCAUUGGCAACAUCGCCGUUCACCAUUUCAAACACAAAUGAUCAAAGCUGGUUUUUUCUAUUGUAACGUUGGCGAUCGAGUGAUCUGUAUCUAUUGUAACCUCAUUUGUCAAGAGUGGACACCACAUACAGACGAUCCAUGUGAAGUACAUAAAACACUAUCGCCUAAAUGUCCGUUUGUAGUAAAUAUGUUAGUAUGCCGCGAAGUUACGCCUCGUUUGAUCAUUAAUCAGAGCACGGAAACUAAUGGAACCCAAGUACUUGCUACUGCCAAUGUUUUUCAUUCGCAUGAAAUUGUCCUUGCCGCCGCUUGCAAUCCAUCUUAUAUGGAAAUUCCAAAACGCCAUCAAUCAUUCACUUCAUGGCCGAGCGAACCACUGCCAUCUGUUGAUGAUCUCGUUCGCGCAGGAUUCUUUUACACUGGUAUUAAAACGAUAGUUACAUGUUUCUACUGCAAUGGCUCAUUACAGAAUUGGGGUACGAACGAUAACCCUACAGUAGAACAUGCUCGAUGGUUUCCACAAUGUGCAUAUGCAAAACAGCUCUGUGGAGAUGAGCUAUAUCGAAAAAUCCAGGAAUCGAAACGAGUUGCACAAGAACGUGCCAGAGCUAACGAGCCAACCAACAAUAUUACUAGUAAUACUCAGAAAUUGACGAUAUCGGAUGAACGUACAUUGUCGCGGUUGGUGGCUGCCCGCCUGGACUUGCCUAUAUCACAAAAAUUACUUGACCAGCAUUUCAAAUUAUCAGUCAUUAAACGUUGUUGGGAGGACCAACUUCGUUUAAAAUUGGAUGAUUUCGUUACUGACUGCGAUCUAGUGAUGGCUUGUAUUAUUCUACAGAGACAAAUCGAUUGUAUUAAUGGCAAGAAAGAAAAUAUUAUAGUUCCCAGUGUUAAAAUGCGACAAAUGCGCGAUCCACCCCAAUCAGAUACUGUGGCUGCACAAUCGCCAACAUUGUCUCCUGCAACACUGGCCUCGGCAGGUUCAUCGAACAGUUCUGAUGUUGAAAUAAUCACUUCAUCUGGUUCCUCUACUACAGAGUCAAGCUCAAGAACAUCAGUAGAUCGAGCUACUGCGAAGACAAAAAUAUCUAAUACAACUUCUAUGAGUACCAAUUCUCAGCUUAUGCAAACGGCAAAUUCAGACUUAAUGAAUCCAUGUGCACUGUUUAUAAUAUUAUUUUGUGCAACAUUUGAUAGAUAUGAUCGAUUAUUUUAUUAUGAUUAG